Arabidopsis arenosa is the source of this 717-nucleotide messenger RNA. NCBI's taxonomy places the organism in Eukaryota, Viridiplantae, Streptophyta, Magnoliopsida, Brassicales, Brassicaceae. The record is from the annotation of a GenBank genome assembly.
GUGAACUAAUUUUUUUUGUAAAGCUUGGCCAAUGAAUGCUUCUGGUCCUGGAUUUGUAUCAACUGAGUUUGCAUAUGGAUCUGGCCAUGUGGAUCCGAUAGCUGCGAUUAAUCCUGGACUCGUUUAUGAAUUGACCAAAGCAGACCACAUCACCUUUCUCUGUGGUUUAAACUACAGUAGUGAUCACAUAAGAAUCAUAUCUGGAGACAACAGCACUUGCACGAAGGAACUUUCCAAGACAUUACCAAGAAACCUCAACUACCCAACAAUGUCGGCUAAAGUGUCUGGAACAGAACCGUUCAACAUAACUUUCCAGAGAACUGUCACUAACGUUGGUAUGAAAAACUCUACAUACAAAGCAAAGGUAGUCACAAGUCCUGGUUCUAAACUCCGCAUCAAAGUUUUGCCACGUAUUUUGUCUAUGAAGUCGACAAACGAGAAGCAGUCUUUCGUGGUGACUGUUUCAGGCCAUAGUAUCGGAACAAAACAACCUCUGUCUGCAAAUCUUAUUUGGUUUGAUGGCACUCAUAAUGUAAGAAGCCCCAUAGUUGUUUAUGCUAUGAGCUAAAUGAGGCAGAUUUAUAGUUGUCAGCAUAUAUCUUAAAUGUAAUAAACAUGGAGAAAUUCUAAAUAGUGUAAGCUACUCUAAAGUUAGAACAUUUAGUUUUUGUUUUUAUAAGCUGAAUUCUAUUGACCAAAUAAAAAAACGUUUCCUGA